AUGAAUUUGGUAGCCAAAGAAUUUGUCGCUUGUAUAAUCAACAUACCUCCGGGUGUACUGAUAGUGUCGCCGUUUGCUGGCGCCGGUGAAACUAUGCACGAAGCUCUCAUCAGUAAUCCUUACGAAAUUGAUGAUGCCUCGGAAGUAAUUUAUCGAGCUCUUACAAUGCCCGGAGAUGAACGAAUCGUCAGAAUGAACUACUUAAGAAGACGAGAAAAACUCAACGACGUCAAUUAUCGGACGAAAAGUUUCCUGAGCGCAAUGGGUUCGUCACAAACGGCCGACGACCACGACGAAGUCGGUUCGAUUCUUAAUGAUACUGUAUUCUUUUAUAAAUGA
Molecule: messenger RNA, 339 nt
Organism: Ceutorhynchus assimilis (cabbage seed weevil)
Lineage: Eukaryota; Metazoa; Arthropoda; Insecta; Coleoptera; Curculionidae
Source: the annotation of a GenBank genome assembly